Molecule: messenger RNA, 657 nt
Organism: Brenthis ino (lesser marbled fritillary)
Lineage: Eukaryota; Metazoa; Arthropoda; Insecta; Lepidoptera; Nymphalidae
Source: the annotation of a GenBank genome assembly
AUGAUACUUGAAAGAUAUCUUUUGAAUCUCACAAGAAAAUCCAAUAUCUUAUUUCAAAUAAGGAACAUCUCAUGUUGGUCAUGCGGAACUCAUUCUAACCCAACAUCUAACCUAUUCUGUUCUAACUGCAAAGCUUUACAGAAACCAGAAAAAUACGAAAAUUAUUUUAAAGUUCUUGGUGUUAAAGAAACAUAUGAUUUAAAUGAAGAUGAAUUAGCAAAAAAAUAUAAAGAAUUGCAAAAACAUUUGCAUCCAGAUAAAUAUGCGAACAGGAGAAAAGAAGAGCAAGAAAUAUCAGCAGAAUAUUCAUCUUUAGUAAAUAAUGCAUACAAAACUCUGUUAGAGCCACUUGCAAGAGGAAUAUACAUGCUUAAACUAAGAGGUAAAGAAAUAUCAGAGAAUACGCAAAUUGAUCACGAAUUCCUCAUGAAAAUAAUGGAAAAAAAUGAAGAAGUGGAAAAUGCAGACACUGAAGAAGAAAUCAUGAGACUAAAUAAGGAAAAUAAAAAUGUUAUAAACAGUUUGCAAAAGCAGUUAUCCAUUGCAUUCUUUGAUGGAGAUCUAAAAAAAGUUACACAUUUGUUAUCUCGUAUGAAGUAUUACACAAGUAUUGAUAGUCAGAUACAGGCAGCGAUUCGAAAUAAAGGCAUUAUUAGA